AUGUUGCUCACUCUCUCUAACCCGGUAAAGUCCGACUUUGAAUUCAAAUCCCAUGCCUACUCCCCAGCCUUUUCACCUCCUACCGCUCGAUACUCUGACCGGCUCCCUGGUGGCCGAUCACCCUCCUCCUCCACCACCUCACAGGCUGCCAAUCCGUCUUCUCGCACCAUGAGUACGCCGCAUCGGGGUCUCCCUCCACCCUCGGCCAUGACGCUGCCUGAUCCGGCGAGGGGAGGUGCUCCAUCCAUGUCUUCUUCCCUUGGUCAACUACCUCCAGCUCCUCCGCAAUGGCAAGGUGCCGAGGACGGCAUGAAGAACUGGCUGGCCGCAAAGGCUGAAGAGGAACGACGAAAGCAAGAGGAGGAGAAGACGAGGCAGGAAACGCUACGGCUCGAGCAACGCAAGGUUGAGCAGUCUAUGCUACGAGAGUCGAUGCAGGGAGGGAUCCCGCCUCAUCUGGUGCCCAUCAUAUUUGCUGGCAUCGGAGGGGGUAACCUCGCAAACGUCAGUUCCGAAUGGAUACAGCAGUACGCGAACCAGGUCCAGGCCGCCCAACAGCAUGUGCAGGCUCAGGCGCAAUCCCAGCUUUCCCCAGAUCUCCGGAGAGACCCAAGAUUAAUCGGACAGGCCCUGUCGACUGUGUAUGCCGGUCAGGCGCAAGCCUCGCAAACCAUACUCCCCCCAACGUCAGUCCUGCCUGGCCAGCCUCUACAGACGCAGUCUCAACAAGGCUCGCCCUCCUUCACUGGCUACACGGGUGCAUCGCUAUCACCGCGCUCGAGAGCUGCACAAGCUGGUCUUGGUGGCGCUCCAACUUCGGCCCCACGGUCUUUAACGCAGUCGUCACUUCCUCGCUUGACAACGAACGAGAUGAACAUUCAACCGCCUCCUGCUGCUCCAGCGGGCGUACAGCAGCUUCAGCAGACACAGACACAACAGCAAGAACAAUCUUCCCCUUCUAUAUAUUUUCACCAUUGGGUGCCCCCCUCGUCUUCUUCCCAGGACAAGAGUUCGAGUGGUAACCCGCCAGCUACGCCCUCAGGUAAAUUCAAAACUUCGCCUGUUCACCAGUCACGGCAACGUGCUGCGUCGCAUGCGUCUGACGUAGAGUACACCAGCUCCCCGAAAAAGCGCAAGGCCCAAGGCCCACACCCCGCUCCGCCGCCGCCUACAUCAGCGCCGGGGUCAUACACAUCUCCAUCCUUUUCCCACAUCUCUUCGUCAUCAACGUCGACACCGGGGCGACGAGGGCAUGCUCGAAACCGGUCUGAUGCAUCGGCACGAGCGGCAGAGGGCUCCAGCGGUUCACUAAGCAGAAGAGGCACGGUUUCUGGGCUCGCGCACGAGACUGUGCGGCCGCGCGACGCAGGAGAAGAAGCAAGAGACGCAGAGGGCAAAGCCCAGGCCAAUUCGGACCAUGUACACGCAAGCUCGCCACCGCGUAAUGACCUUCGAGGGCCAAGCCAGCAGAAUUACGCGCCGCCAUCGACAGCUGGUCAACCUGAAACGGGACAAUUCAGAACACACCAGCAUUGGGAUCGGAGCUACAUGUCAUCUCCCAAGCGGGAAGUUGGGGACCAUUAG
Molecule: messenger RNA, 1584 nt
Organism: Pyrenophora tritici-repentis Pt-1C-BFP
Lineage: Eukaryota; Fungi; Ascomycota; Dothideomycetes; Pleosporales; Pleosporaceae
Product: DUF2722 multi-domain protein
Source: RefSeq, a predicted model, not a curated record